AUGUUGUUGCCAAAAGGGGGAGUGAAUUGGAAGUCCGCGAGGGCAGGCUUACCCCCAUGGAGGGCUGUCCUCGUUCUCCUGACGCGAACUCGCUUUCUGGUCUCUAUUGCCGUCACAGGUCUCAUCAUCCUGCUGUGGCGUGGGGUCAGCAAGUCUGCCUCUGAAAUGCAAAACUUCUACUGUUACGGAUCCUCCAAGUCGCCCAUGGAGAUGUCCCUCAAUGAGAUGGUCGCGUGGAACGCCCACUCUCAGACACCUGUUCUAUUCAAUCACCACGAACCCCUCGAGGUCAACAGCACCUCCAUCUCGGAAGUGGACCUGAACCCCAUCAAGUCCACUAACAAAGCCUUCUUCAACCGCGAGCGCGUUCUCAUUUUGACCCCUCUGCGUGACGCCGCUCCCUACCUCGAGCAAUACUUCAACCUUCUCUACAAGUUGACCUAUCCCCACGAAUUAAUUGAUCUGGCCUUCCUCGUCGGCGAUUCCAAAGAUGAGACCCUUGCCACCCUGGCCGCUGAACUCGACCGCAUCCAAAACCACGCCGAUGAAAAAGUCCGCUUCCGCAGCGCAACGGUCAUCAAGAAGGACUUUGGCGCCGAGAUCGAGAUGACUGUGGAGGAGCGACACUCCUUUGCCGCUCAAGGACCCCGUCGCAAAGCUAUCGGUCGCGCUCGCAACUAUCUCCUUUACUCCGCCUUGAAGCCCGAUCACUCUUGGGUUUACUGGCGCGAUGUGGACAUCACCGAUUGCCCCGAGCGCAUUUUGGAAGAUUUCAUGGCCCACGACAAGGACAUCCUGGUGCCCAAUAUCUGGUUCCACCGUUAUCGUGAUGGUCAUGACAUUGAGGGUCGCUUCGACUACAACUCUUGGAUCGAGUCCGACAAGGCCCGCCGCCUGCGCAAGACUCUCGACCCCGAUACUAUUCUCGCCGAGGGUUAUAAGGAGUAUGAUACUGGCCGUACCUACUUGGUCAGUAUGGGCGACUGGAGAAAGAACAAGGAUGAGGAGGUUGAGCUGGACGGUAUUGGUGGUGUCAACAUUCUCGUUAAGGCCGAUGUGCAUCGUUCUGGUAUCAACUUCCCUGCGUACUCCUUUGAGAACCAGGCCGAAACGGAAGGGUUUGCCAAGAUGGCCAAGCGUGCGGGUUACCAAGUCAUUGGUCUCCCUAACUAUGUGGUCUGGCACAUCGAUACCGAUGAGAAGCCUGGCAACUUAGGAGACCGCAAGGCCUACUAA
Penicillium diatomitis is the source of this 1236-nucleotide messenger RNA. RefSeq names its product ANP1/MMN9/VAN1 family protein. The coding region runs from base 1 to 1236 and encodes 411 amino acids. Gene Ontology annotation, biological process: cell wall mannoprotein biosynthetic process; protein N-linked glycosylation. Gene Ontology annotation, cellular component: mannan polymerase complex. The transcript is spliced from 5 exons. Lineage: Eukaryota; Fungi; Ascomycota; Eurotiomycetes; Eurotiales; Aspergillaceae. The record is from RefSeq and is a predicted model, not a curated record. Gene Ontology annotation, molecular function: alpha-1,6-mannosyltransferase activity.